UCGGUGUCGUCGUGAAAGCUUUCAACACUAUGAGCCAGUGAAGUGUAUCUGUCGGACAGUGGCGUGAAAAUGGCGGUGUAAAAUGGCAGGACGUAGAUCGACGUUGACAAAUGCCGAUUCCUUGUCGGGAUCUGGAAACACCGAUCCUCUAAGAGAAUUGUUCGAAGCAUGUAAAACUGGAGACCUUGCGAGGGUGAAGGCGUUGGUUACACCGAAGACGGUCAAUGCUCGAGACACUGCCGGACGCAAGUCCACCCCCCUGCAUUUUGCAGCUGGUUAUGGUAGGAGAGAUGUAGUUGAAUUUCUGCUUUCUGCUGGAGCAUCUAUUCAAGCACGUGAUGAUGGAGGUUUACAUCCCUUGCAUAACGCUUGUUCUUUUGGACAUUCAGAUGUUGUAAGACUUCUCUUAGAAGCAGGAGCUAAUCCUAAUACUAGAGACAAUUGGAAUUAUACUCCUUUACAUGAAGCUGCAAUUAAAGGAAAAAUAGAUGUGUGUAUUGCUCUGCUACAACACGGAGCAGAUGCUAAUAUAAGAAAUACAGAAGGGAAAACAGCACUAGAACUGGCAGAUCCAGCAACUAAACCAGUAUUAACAGGGGAAUAUAAAAAGGAUGAAUUGUUAGAAGCAGCAAGAUCUGGAAAUGAAGAGCGUCUUUUACAACUCCUAAAUCCUUUAAAUGUAAAUUGCCAUGCAAGUGAUGGCAGAAGAUCUACUCCAUUGCAUUUAGCUGCUGGAUACAAUAGAUGUAGAGUGGUGCAAAUUUUAUUGCAAAAUGGUGCAGAUGUACAUGCAAAAGAUAAAGGAGGUCUUGUCCCACUUCAUAAUGCUUGUUCAUAUGGCCAUUUUGAAGUGACUGAAGCACUUCUUAAACAUGGUGCAGCGGUUAAUGCCAGCGAUUUAUGGGCAUUUACUCCACUACACGAAGCUGCUAGUAAAUCCAGAGCCGAAGUGUGCUCGUUACUUCUAAGCGAGGGUGCCGAUCCAACUCAAUUAAACUGCCACAGUAAAAGCGCCAUUGACGUAGCUCCGACAUUGGAAUUACAAGAAAGAUUGGCAUACGAAUAUAAGGGACACUGCCUCUUGGAUGCCUGCAGGCAGGCAGAUCUUACUAAAUUAAAAAAGUACCUGUCCCAAGAAGUUGUAAACUUUAAACACCCAUACACAGGGGAUACACCACUGCACUGUGCCGUUGCAUCUCCUUAUCCCAAGAGAAAACAAGUAAUAGAAUCUUUAAUUAGGAAAAAUGCUGCCUUAAAUGAGAAAAAUAAAGACUUUCUUACACCUGUUCAUGUUGCUACUGAUCAUUCUCAUUAUGAUGCAAUGGAUGUGCUACUUAGACAUAAUGCAAAAGUCAAUGCUUUAGAUGGAUUAGGGCAAACUGCACUACACAGGUGUGUUAGAGAAGACAAUGUGCAAGCUUGCAGAAUAUUGUUAUCAUAUAAUGUUGAUCCAUCUAUAGUAUCACUUCAGGGCUAUACUGCAGCACAAGUAGCUGCAGAAAAUGUCCUUAAAAUAUUACAAGAUCCACCGAGCGGGACAGAUGACGCGGAAGCACAGCUGUUAGAAGCGAGUAAAUCUGGCGAUUUGGCGGCAGUGGAAAGAAUUUUACGAACGAAUCCAUUAGCUGUUAAUUGUCGUGACUUGGAUGGUCGACACUCCACACCGCUGCAUUUUGCAGCGGGAUUUAAUAGAGUGCCUGUAGUCGAAUAUUUAUUGGCACAUGGAGCAGAUGUACACGCCAAAGAUAAAGGUGGACUUGUUCCCUUACACAAUGCCUGCUCUUAUGGUCAUUACGAAGUAACAGAAUUGUUAGUAAAGCAUGGUGCGUCGGUGAAUGUUGCGGAUUUAUGGAAAUUUACUCCCCUUCACGAAGCUGCUGCUAAAGGAAAAUACGAAAUUGUUCGUCUGUUACUAAGACACGGAGCAGAUGCCACUAAAAAAAAUAGAGAUGGAGCAACACCUUUAGAUCUAGUAAGAGAUGGCGAUCAAGACGUAGCCGAUUUAUUACGAGGGAACAGUGCACUUUUAGAUGCAGCAAAGAAAGGAAAUUUAGCGAGAGUACAGCGACUUGUUACACAAGACAAUAUUAAUUGUAGGGAUGCACAAGGUCGUAAUAGUACGCCGUUACACCUAGCCGCUGGAUACAAUAACUUGGAAGUAGCCGAAUUUUUGCUUGAACGUGGAGCUGAUGUAAAUGCUCAAGAUAAAGGAGGAUUAAUUCCUUUGCACAAUGCUUCAAGUUAUGGUCAUUUAGAUAUCGCUGCAUUACUUAUUAAAUAUAAUACCGUAGUAAACGCUACUGACAAAUGGGGCUUUACACCACUUCACGAAGCAGCACAGAAAGGGAGGACGCAGCUGUGUGCUCUUUUAUUGGCUCACGGUGCAGAUCCUUUCUCGAAAAACCAGGAAGGGCAAACCCCUCUGGAUCUAGCUAGUGCUGAUGAUGUAAGAUGCUUAUUGCAAGAUGCUAUGGCUUCUCAACAAGUAGUACCAUCGAUACCAUCUGGUAACACUGGUGUGGGAGUUGCCAUUAACUUAAAUAAUAAUGGUAAUAAUACAAUUAACAGUAGGCCACCCAGUAUUGUUGCGGUUCCAGUUACACCACCACCACCACUUACUCAGGAGACUGUUAUCAUGCCUUCUGGAACGGCUAUGACACUAUGCGUACCACUUGCGAGACCAUCUUCCUGUUUGAGUCCAAUGCCACCAUCUGAAUCAUGUUCCGAAAGGGAUUCCAAAGAUUCUAAAGACAAUUCGAAUAUCACGACUGUUGCUGGUUUUCUUCAGAGCCUUGGUUUAGAACAUUUAUUAGAAUUAUUUGAACGCGAACAAAUUACGUUAGACAUAUUAGCAGAAAUGGGUCAUGAAGAUCUGAAACAAGUUGGAGUGUCUGCGUAUGGUUAUAGGCACAAAUUAAUUAAAGGCAUGGAAAAGCUUUUAAAUACAACUGCUGGCACUCCUUGGCAACCGACUAUUACGCCAGGCACGUUACUGGUAGACCUAUUAGCAGAAGAUAAAGAAUUUUUAGCUGUAGAGGAAGAAAUGCAGAGCACCAUUCGACAGCAUAGAGAUAAUGGUCAUUCUGGUGGUAUAUUUUCUCGAUAUAAUAUUGUUAGGAUACAAAAAGUGCAAAACCGUAAAUUAUGGGAACGUUAUGCGCAUAGAAGACAAGAAGUUGCUGAGGAAGUUGGCGCGGCAGCACCUUCUUCUCCGAGUACUGGAUCUAGAACUACUCCUGGAUCGAGCCUGCCACAAGCGAAUGAAAGGAUGUUAUUUCAUGGUAGUCCAUUUAUUAACGCCAUUGUCCAAAAGGGUUUUGAUGAGCGGCACGCGUAUAUUGGCGGUAUGUUCGGCGCUGGAAUUUAUUUUGCUGAGCAUAGUAGCAAAAGUAAUCAGUACGUAUAUGGAAUAUGUGGAGGUACUGGAUGUCCAGCUCAUAAGGAUCGAAGUUGUUACAUCUGCCAUAGACAUUUAUUACUUUGUCGUGUUACACUGGGAAAGUCAUUUUUGCAAUUUUCCGCGAUGAAAAUGGCUCAUGCACCACCAGGACAUCAUAGUGUAAUGGGUAGACCAUCUCAAGGUGGCCUAGCUUUCCCCGAAUAUGUAGUCUAUAGAGGUGAACAAGCAUAUCCAGAAUAUCUUAUCACGUACCAAAUUGCAAGACCUCAGCAAGAAAGUGGUGGAAAUGAAAGUGUUGAAGAACGGUGAUCAGAAGAGUCUAGC
Molecule: messenger RNA, 3724 nt
Organism: Eufriesea mexicana
Lineage: Eukaryota; Metazoa; Arthropoda; Insecta; Hymenoptera; Apidae
Gene: Tnks
Product: tankyrase
Exons: 13
Coding region: 83-3709 (1208 amino acids)
Molecular function (GO): NAD+ poly-ADP-ribosyltransferase activity; protein binding
Source: RefSeq, a predicted model, not a curated record